Messenger RNA from Schistocerca gregaria, 3256 nucleotides. Its product is annotated as cytochrome P450 4C1-like. The coding region runs from base 189 to 1910 and encodes 573 amino acids. Lineage: Eukaryota; Metazoa; Arthropoda; Insecta; Orthoptera; Acrididae. The transcript is spliced from 8 exons. Gene Ontology annotation, molecular function: oxidoreductase activity, acting on paired donors, with incorporation or reduction of molecular oxygen; heme binding; iron ion binding. The record is from RefSeq and is a predicted model, not a curated record.
CGGCAGCCGGUAGUCCUUGGACACCUGCUGUACGGAGCCGCCUGCUUCGUUGCCGCUCGCUCAGGGGCUCUGCCAGUCACAAGUCUGCAGCGGGCACGGCAGCCCGAGUCCGUCCGACAAAGGAGACGAAGACGGCAAGUGGAAGCAGACCCUUAGGAUCGACACUACGGGAAACGCUCGGUGCAGAAAUGUCAGACUCGAUGUGGACACGCAACAGUGCGGAACUGCGAGGGAAAUGCUCGGGAACGAAGGACAGGAGGUGCAGCGCGGCACAGGAAAACGCGACUGCCUUCGACGCGGGACAGUGCGGGGCGUGCAGGCCGCGGCCGCUCGGUCACGUGCGCCUCGCCGAGGACCGGCCGGCCGGGGCGGCUCGCGCCCCUGCUCUGCCGCCAGUGAACGGCGGGAUGGCGCACUGGACGCUGCAGGCACCCGACGUGGCGAGCGCCCUGGCGCUGCUGCUCGCGCUGCUGCUCGCACUGUCGGCGGCGACGCGCGCGUCUUCGCUGUCGCGCUGGCUGCGCCUGCGGCGGCUGGCCAGCGCGCUGCCCGGGCCCAGCGACACCCUGCCCAUCUGCGGCGACGGCAUGAGCCUCCGGGGGCCGCCCAUAACCGCGCUGCGGCGCCUCUACCACAAGCACGGCACCCCGUGCAGGGUGUGGGUGGGCCCGCGGCUGUACGUGCUGCUGUCGCACCCGGAGCACGCGCGCCUGGUGCUGAGUACGGGAGCGCACGUGGACCGCGACGACUACAUCAUGGACGUGCUGCGGCCGCUGACGGGCAACGGUCUGCUCGCCUCCAGGGGGGACCUCUGGCGCAGCCGGCGCAGGCUGCUGAGCCGCGUGUACAAGACGCAGUGGCUGCAGGAGCAGUACACGUGGCUGCAGAAGGCCGCAGAGACGCUGGUGUCGGCGAUGCGACCUCUGUGGAGCGACGAAGCCUCAGCAGCAGGGGCUGAGGAGGAGACCCUUGGGCACCUGGCCGCCUGCACGCUCGACCAGGUGGCCGGCUCAGUGGUAGGACGCAGCCUGCUGUCCGGCGGCGCCGACGGCGUCGGCUUCGUCAAGGACUACAUGAGGGCCGUCCAGACGCUGCACGCCAGGGUUAUGAACCCAUUUCUGCUCGUGACACCAAUAUUCAAGUUAUCAAGUCUUGGUAGGGAACAAGCGAAACUGGCAAAUUCCAUGCAUCAGUUCAUCGACGACUCUGUAGAGAAAAUGAAGAAACUACCAUCAGAGGAAAGUGAAAGCUGCGACUCUGAAGCUAGCUCAGCAGGAAGGUUGCCGGGCUCUGCGCUGGAGGCGCUGCUGGAGCUGACGCAAGACCGGCGCCUGCUGCGGGAGGAGAUCGCCACGCUGCUGCUGGCCGGCCAGGACACCACGGCCACCGCCAUCUGCUUCGCGCUCCAGCUACUCGCCCUCCACCCAGAGAUCCAGGAGGAGGCGGCGUGGGAUGAGGCGCUGCAGGAGCGCGUGGUGCGCGAGACGCUGCGGUUGUUCCCGCCCAGUCCGCUGCUGUCGCGCGAGCUGACCGCAGAUGUGCAGCUGCCGGCCACCGACGACCAUGGCCCGCUGGUGCUGCCCGCGGGCAGCUCCGCUGUCGUCUGCGCGCUGUUCCUGCACAGGGACCCCGCCGUCUGGGACGACCCGCACGCCUUCCGACCAGACAGGUUUCUUCCGGGGGCGUGCAAGGAGCGUCACCCUUUCGCAUACCUGCCGUUCGGCGGUGGACCCCGUUCUUGCAUCGGCAGCAAGUAUGCGCAGAUGCAGAUGCGAGCCGUGCUGUCAAAGGUGCUGCCUGCCUUCAGAGUGACCACGACUGCCACCCGCGAAGACCUCGAGGAUCUCAAGAUGGGUAUGGUCAUCACGCCCAGGAACGGCUUCAACCUCCGCUACGAGCCCAGGGGCUGAUCACGCUGCGAUUGGAGGACGUGAGACAGUUAAUAGUGUUCGGCGAAAACCGUCACCAGGAAUAGGCUGAGGCCUCUUGGUGACUAACGUUUCGUAUAAUCGUGGUGUCGCCAAAAUUUCGGUUAACAGUAUUAAUGCUACUCGUAUUCCAGACGAUAUCAGUGGAGGAGUCACAUAUACAUAACCUGCUUAGACAUAAAUCGAGAUUACGUUCGGAUUAGUUUUCACCACAGUAUCCUACAUUCGUUAUAAGGUGCUACAGUGAUAAGGGUGAAGUGAACACACUUACGAUCUCAGACUGGCGCUGUAAAAUGCGACAUCCUGACACAGAAGCCAUUGACGUACUACGUAAUUGUUGUGGUGGUGGUGGUUAGUGUUUAACGUCCCGUCGACAACGAGGUCAUUAGAGACGGAGCGCAAGCUCGGGUUAGGGAGGAUUGGGAAGGAAAUCGGCCGUGCCCUUUCAAAGGAACCAUCCCGGCAUUUGCCUGAAACGAUUUAGGGAAAUCACGGAAAACCUAAAUCAAGAUGGCCGGAGACGGGAUUGAACCGUCGUCCUCCCGAUUGCGAGUCCUGUGUGCUAACCAUUGCGCCACCUCGUUCGGUUACGUAAUUGUAGUGUUGGUUUCCAGAUAUAAGUGUAACCAGUCUCUUUUUGUCAUGCUUCAGUUUUUAUUUACCAUGAGCAAUUUCACAUCGCCUCCUAAUGAAAAAUUGUGUACCAUCUGAUGACGAGUCACUGGGUGAUGCGAAACCAGUUAUGAUAAACAGAACUUGAAGCAUCACAAAAGGCGAUUGGUUGCAGUUAUUUCAGGAGACUUUCAUCCCUCAAAAUGACAGUCCACAGCCAUAGUGGAUAAAAGUUUAAAUGGUAAUGUUGUUUCGUAAAUUACUGUAACGCCAGUGGCACCGUGAAGGUGCGAAACAGGAGCUACUAUAGUCGCAAAGUGUUGUACGUAUAUCAUAGAAUAUAGCACUUGUAAAUAACUUAAUAAGUGUUAAGGAUUACAAUGUUUUCAUUUUUAUAUUCACUGCCUUUCUCUACUCGUGUAUUUCUGACACUCAGGCCAUUUUAUUUUUAACUUCUUCAUUCAGUCUGAUGUGUAUUGUUACCAAGCGAAUCACAAAUUUUGCUGCAGUACGGAAUUUUAAAUUUAGCGAAAUUAUACGGAAAGAAAAAAAUGUUGAAACAAUUGUAAAAUGUUUGUUGGUUAGGUAUGUAAAAAGUUAUAUUAUUUAUUUAUGUAUAUAGAGAGGUAUUUUGACUAAUGCAUUUGUGUCUGUAGCAAAGUAAAACAUUAUAUUCUGAAUGUUUCAUGUAAAAAUAUAAACGUAAUUUACUUUUA